Molecule: messenger RNA, 1155 nt
Organism: Radiomyces spectabilis
Lineage: Eukaryota; Fungi; Mucoromycota; Mucoromycetes; Mucorales; Radiomycetaceae
Exons: 2
Coding region: 1-1155 (384 amino acids)
Biological process (GO): inositol phosphoceramide metabolic process; sphingolipid biosynthetic process
Cellular component (GO): inositol phosphoceramide synthase complex
Molecular function (GO): inositol phosphoceramide synthase activity
Source: RefSeq, a predicted model, not a curated record
AUGGAUUUCGUCAUUAUUCAACGACCUAUUGUUCUGCGUCUGGCCGUGGCAGGUUUAUUAAUUUCCUCCUUCUUUAUACCCUACAUUCGACGCUUCACGGUCCCGGCGCUACCCAUCUUUACGUGGCUGAUCACCUUUUACGCUUGCCAGUUUAUUCCUCUGGAUUAUCGACCGCAUCACAUUUUCGUGAAUAUCUUACCGACCCUCGAACGUAUUCUGUACGGCGCAAGUUUGUCCGAAAUCAUUUCCCAACACACGCACCCGAUUCUCGACGUGCUGGCAUGGUUACCCUAUGGUGUCAUUCACUUUUCUUUCCCCUUUAUCCUGGCAUUGUGUCUGUUUGUGUUUGGUCCUCCCGGCUGCGUGGCCACUUUCGGUCAGGCGUUUGGCUUUAUGAACAUUGCCGGUGUCUUGACCCAAUUACUGUUCCCCAAUGCUUCGCCAUGGUACGAAAUGAGCUACGGCUCGGCUCCGGCGGAUUACUCGAUUCCUGGCGAAGCCGGUGGAUUGGCCCGGAUUGAUAAGAUUUUGGGAUUGAAUUUGUAUGGUUCGACGUUUGGGACUUCGCCACUUGUGUUUGGCGCUUUUCCAUCGUUGCACUCGGGUUCGGCCACAAUUGAGAUGCUGUUUUUGGUGUAUUUAUGUCCAAAAUUGUGGCCAUUGGGGAUUGCUUACACCAUGUGGUUGUGGUGGUCCACCAUGUACUUGACUCACCAUUAUCUCAUUGAUCUCGUGGGCGGUUCCAUUUAUGCGUUUUUGACCUUCUUCGUGGCCCGGCAAUACUUGCCUCGCGUGCGUAUGGAGGCCAAGACUCGUCUGGCCUACUUUGGUGUCAACAAGAUUGGGAUUCCCGCGUUCUUCUACAGCAUCGAACCUUCCAAACCGUCGUUUGUGUCAUUGCAAGAUGAUGAGGAAGCGUUACUCAGCAAAGAAUACAAUCCGGAUAAACAAACCGACGAAAUGUCCGAAGCGCCGCUUAAUCUUGACUUUGUUCCUCUUCGAUUGCGACGAACCGACAGUGAUAAUGACUCUCUCGUGUUAUCCCCUGCCUCGCUCACAUCUGGCACUUCCUCCGCGACCAAUUCCGAACCCACCUCGCCCGUUACACCUCACUCUCCCAUGUCCUUCCGACUUCCCUACGGCGAAAAACCCUAA